Messenger RNA from Colossoma macropomum (tambaqui), 1924 nucleotides. It is a transcript of the gene pou2f2b, whose product is annotated as POU class 2 homeobox 2a. Gene Ontology annotation, cellular component: nucleus. The transcript is spliced from 15 exons. Gene Ontology annotation, molecular function: DNA-binding transcription factor activity, RNA polymerase II-specific; RNA polymerase II cis-regulatory region sequence-specific DNA binding. Lineage: Eukaryota; Metazoa; Chordata; Actinopteri; Characiformes; Serrasalmidae. Gene Ontology annotation, biological process: regulation of transcription by RNA polymerase II. The coding region runs from base 109 to 1824 and encodes 571 amino acids. The record is from RefSeq and is a predicted model, not a curated record.
AGAGAGAGAGAGAGAGAGCGAAAGAGUGCAGCGUGUGAAUGUGUAAAAGGAAGAGAGAGAGAGACAGAGAGCGAGAAAAGAGAGAAGAGGGCACACGUCGCUAUCAGCAUGACAAAGACGGCUCCCGUAGCAGCUAUGGAUUACUCUCACCUGUGGUUGCCAGACAUCAGAAUGUCAAAGCCAGUAGAAGUUGAGAAUCCAGCGGCAGACUCUCCAAUGGAGAACACAGGAGAUUCAGAAAGGAAUGGGAAUGGCCCAGACUCCAAUAAUCAGGCUAAGGUAGAAGAGUGUGGAGAGAUGUCCCCAGCUCCUGUCCAGACCACGCCCACUCAGACCACUCUCCCACACACACAGCUGAUGCUGACCGGAGGCCAGCUGGCAGGGGACAUCCAGCAGUUGUUGCAGCUGCAGCAGCUGGUCCUCGUUCCGGGGCAUCCUUUGUCCUCUCCUGCACAGUUCCUUUUGCCCCAGGCACAGCAAGGGCAACAAGGGCUGCUAUCGACACCAAAUCUGAUUCCACUACCUCAGCAAAACCAGGGGGGCCUCCUGGCGGCUCCCCCCCCACUUGGACUUCAAGCACAGAGAGAAAAGGUCAUGGAGAACAGUGCCGGCACCGUGACCACCGUGACCUCUCACCCUGAUGAGCCGAGCGACCUGGAGGAGCUAGAACAGUUUGCCCGCACCUUCAAGCAGAGAAGAAUCAAGCUGGGCUUCACACAGGGUGACGUAGGGCUGGCAAUGGGUAAACUGUAUGGGAACGAUUUCAGUCAGACCACCAUCUCCCGCUUUGAAGCGCUGAAUCUCAGCUUUAAGAACAUGUGCAAACUCAAGCCUCUUCUGGAGAAGUGGCUCACCGAUGCUGAGACCAUGUCGUUGGACAGCACUUUACCCAGCCCCAGCUCCCUCUCCUCUCCGUCUCUCUCGGGCUUCGAGGGUCUGCCUGCCCGCCGCCGGAAAAAACGCACCAGCAUUGAAACCAGCGUGCGCGUGGCUCUGGAGCGCAGCUUUAGCUCGAACCAGAAGCCUACCUCAGAGGAGAUCCUGCUGAUCGCUGAGCAGCUCAACAUGGAGAAGGAGGUGAUCCGUGUCUGGUUCUGCAACCGCCGGCAGAAAGAAAAACGUAUUAACCCUUCCAACGCCACCCCUCCCCUGCCCAGCCAACCCCAGCCCGCCUCGCACAAACCCCCCUGCUACAGCCCACACAUGAUGCAGAGUCAGGGACCGUCCCCAGCCGUGACCAGUCUCAGCACAGCCGUGACCACCAUGUCCUCCGUUUGUCCUUUGACUCCCACUGGUCCCUCCUCAAGCUCCACCCCUUCUCCUGUAGCUCCAUCUCCACGCAGUGACGCCAGCCCGGUCCCUGCCAGUCACAGCACGAUAAAUCUGAACACAGGUUCGUGGCGUAACAAGAACGGUGACGUGUCUAACUACAUCACCGAUUUUGCAGCAAAUUUGAGGAAUACAGUGAUUGGAGUUAACGCAGGAAUGAACCAAACUCUCCGUGUCAACAACCCAAUCGCCACGAUCCAAGCUCUGGCAGCCAGUGGUGGCCAACCCCCCAUUUCCAGUCUUGAAGGUGGCACCAAGGUGCUGAUUGGUGGUUCUGGAGGUCAGCGGUCAGGACUCCCAUCUUCCCUCUUCCUAAACCACCCCUCCCUGUUGCCAAUGGCGACCAGCAUGGGACUGGGUAACUCGGCCAUCCCCAACAAGUCUGUAUUUUCAGGCGGCAUGAGCCCCUCCCCCUGCUCCAGCCCCGCCUCCUCCUGCUCUUCCAGCGACUUGCUACACAGCCCCCAUUUGAUGGGCGGGGCCAAGAUCGAGUGACACUUCCAGGAAAACCAAUCACAGGAACAGGAAGAGGAACUGAAAGCUCCUCCUCCUCCUCCUCCUCUCAACCAAAGCAUCUCUGUCUCUCUCUCUCUUC